Molecule: messenger RNA, 5557 nt
Organism: Apus apus (common swift)
Lineage: Eukaryota; Metazoa; Chordata; Aves; Apodiformes; Apodidae
Gene: PCDH1
Product: protocadherin 1
Exons: 5
Coding region: 104-3439 (1111 amino acids)
Biological process (GO): homophilic cell-cell adhesion
Cellular component (GO): plasma membrane
Molecular function (GO): calcium ion binding
Source: RefSeq, a predicted model, not a curated record
UUUUUUUUUUUUUUUAAAUUUGGUUUUCACCCGUGGAUAACGACCGAGAGGAGCCGGGGGGGUGGGGUGGGGGGAACCCGGUCCCGGCGGGGAGGAGGAGGUGAUGCAGACGCCGCGGGAUCAGCGCUCACGGAGCCGGCACCGAGCGCAGCGCCCACCGCAUCCAACUCCCCUGCAGCGCAGGAUGGAACCGCUGGCAUCCUGCCUGCGCCUGUGGCUCCUCUUACAGCUCCCUGCCCUGGUCUCCGGGACUCGCGUGGUCUACAAAGUGCAGGAGGAACAGCCCCCCAACACCCGCAUAGGGAGCCUGGCCUCCGACUACGGCUUCCCAGAUGUGGGGCAUCUCUACAAGCUGGAGGUGGGGGCCCCCUACCUACGUGUGGAAGGCAAGACUGGAGACAUCUACACCACAGAGACCUCCAUCGACCGGGAGAGCUUGCGUGAGUGCCAGCACCUCCUGCCCGGAGAGCCCUGCUUCCUGGAGUUUGAAGUGUCCAUCACCGACCUGAUCUUGAACAGCAGCCCCCGCCUGCUUGAGGGGCAGAUAGAGGUGCUCGAUAUCAAUGACAACACCCCCAACUUUGCCUCGCCUGUUCUCACCCUCUCCAUCCCUGAAAACACCAACCUCGGGACGCUGUUCCCCAUCCCCCUGGCCAUGGACCGGGACUCGGGUCCCAACGGUGUUGCCUCCUACGAGCUGACGGCAGGUCCGGAGGCACAGGAGCUCUUUGGGUUGCAAGUGGCAGAGGAUCAGGACGAGAAGCAGCCGCAGCUGAUUGUGAUGGGGAACCUGGACCGGGAGCAGUGGGACUCUUACGAUCUGACCAUCAAGGUGCAGGAUGGGGGCAACCCACCGCGGGCCAGCAGCGCCCUGCUGCGCAUCACCAUCCUGGACAUGAACGACAACGCGCCCAAGUUCGAGAAGGCCCUGUAUGAGGCAGAGCUCUCUGAAAACAGCCCCGUGGGGCACUCUGUCCUUCAGGUGAAGGCCAACGACUCGGACCAGGGCGCCAACGCCGAGAUCGAUUACUCCUUCCACCAGGCCUCGGACAUGGUGCGUCGGCUGCUGCGCCUGGACCGCGCCACGGGGCUCAUCACCGUCCAGGGGCCCAUCGACCGCGAGGACGUCGGCACCCUCAAGUUCUCCGUCAUGGCCAAGGACAAGGGUGCCAACCCCAAGAGCGCCCGCACCCAGGUGGUGGUCACGGUCAAGGACAUGAACGACAACGCGCCCUCCAUAGAGAUCCGGGGCAUUGGGCUCGUCACCCACCAGGAUGGCAUGGCGAACAUCUCGGAGGACGUGCCAGUAGAGACAGCAGUGGCUCUGGUGCAAGUGUCCGACCGAGAUGAGGGCGAAAACGCCGUGGUGACCUGUGUGGUGGCUGGCGACGUCCCGUUCCAGCUGCGGCAGGCGAGUGAAACGGGGAGUGACAGCAAGAAGAAGUACUUCCUGCAGACCACCACGCCGCUGGACUAUGAGUCGGUGAAGGAGUACACUAUUGAGAUUGUGGCAGUGGACUCAGGGAACCCGCCCCUCUCCAGCACCAACUCCUUGAAGGUGCAGGUGGUGGACGUGAAUGACAACGCGCCUGUCUUCAGCCAGAGCUUCACCGAGGUAGCCUUUCCUGAGAACAAUGAGCCUGAUGACCUGGUGAUGGAGGUGAGUGCCACUGAUGCCGACAGCGGCUCCAACGCCCAGCUGGUUUAUUCCCUGGUGACGGACCCUUCCUCCAAGGGCUCCUUCAGCAUUGACCCUGACUCUGGGGAGAUCCGGGUGAAGGCGGUGCUGGACCGAGAGCAGCGGGAGCGCUACGAGUUCUUGGUGGUGGCAGCAGACAAGGGCAGCCCCACCCUCAAGGGCACAGCAUCUGUGGCCAUCAACGUCAUGGACCGGAAUGACAACGACCCCAAAUUCAUGCUGAGCGGCUACAACUUCUCAGUGAUGGAGAACAUGCCACCUCUCAGCCCUGUGGGCAUGGUGACGGUGAUCGAUGCUGACAAAGGAGAAAACGCCCGCAUCCAGCUGUCGGUGGAGCAAGACAACGGGGAUUUUGUCAUCCAGAAUGGCACUGGCACCAUCCUCUCCAGCAUCUCUUUCGACCGGGAGCAGCAGAGCACGUACACUUUCCGACUCAAGGCGGUGGAUGGUGGGGAUCCUCCCAGGUCUGCCUACGUGGGGGUGACCAUCAACGUCUUGGAUGAGAACGAUAAUGCCCCCUUCAUCACUUCACCCUCCAAUGCCACCUACAAACACAUCCUGCCCCACACCAGCCCUGGACAGCAGGUGAGCAAGGUCAAGGCGGAGGACAUCGACUCCGGGGUCAACGCAGAGCUGAUCUACAGCAUCACAGGAGGCAACCCCUUCGAGCUCUUCCAGAUCUCCCCGCACAGCGGAGACAUCACCCUGGAGAAGGAGAUCCUGCGCAAGCACCACGGCCUGCACCGCUUGGUCGUGCGAGUCAACGACAAGGGCAAGCCCUCGCGGCACGGCACGGCGCUGGUGCACUUCUACGUCAACGAGACGCUGGCCAACCGCACGCUGCUGGACACGCUGGUGGGCCACAGCCUGGACACGCCGCUCGACAUCGACAUCGCCGGAGACCCCGAGUACGAGCGCAGCAAACAGCGAAGCAACAUCCUCUUCGGAGUCAUCGCCGGCAUCGUGGCCGUCACCCUGGUCAUCGUGCUGGUCGUUCUGGUGCGUUACUGCCGGCAGCGGGAGGCCAAGAGUGGUUACCAGGCAGGCAAGAAGGAGACCAAGGAUCUGUACACGCCCAAGCAGGCCAGCAAGAGUGGUAAGAGCAAGAGCAAGGUGAAGAAGAGCAAGUCUCCGAAGCCGCCCAAGCCCACAGAGGACGAGGAGGAAACGGGGCUGCAGAAAUCACUCAAGUUCAACCUCAUGAAUGACUCUGUCAGUGACAGUCCCCGAAUCCACCUGCCCCUCAACUACCCCCCGGGCAGCCCAGACCUGGGUCGCCACUACCGCUCCAACUCGCCGCUGCCCUCCAUCCAGCUCCAGCCUCAGUCACCCUCGGCCUCCAAGAAGCACCAAGUGGUGCAGGACCUGCCGGCCACCAACACCUUUGUUGGCACCGGGGACAACAACUCGACGGGCUCCGAGCAGUACUCGGACUACAGCUACCGCACCAACCCCCAGAAAUACACCAACAAGCAGUUACCUCAUCGCCGAGUGACGUUCUCUGCAGCCAGCCAGGCUCAGGACCUGCAGGAUCCUUCCCAGCACAGCUACUACGACAGCGGGCUGGAGGAAUCGGAGACCCCCAGCAGCAAAUCCUCCUCGGGACCCCGCAUCGGGCCCCUGGCCCUGCCCGAGGACCAUUACGAGCGCACCACGCCCGACGGCAGCAUCGGGGAGAUGGAGCACCCCGAGAACGGAGUGCUCAGGUGCACUGUUGAAAUCCCCCAUGAAGAGCAAUAAUACUCUUAGAGGAGCCCUUGCAAGUGGCUGCAACAGGAUGUGUUCCUGCCCUGCGUGGGGAGAGAGAGAGAAAUAAUGAGCAGCAGCACCAAUAUGUGCCUCUUCCCAGAGGAGACAGCCUGGCCUCAUCUCCUGCACAGAGCGCAGAGGUGCCCUGGAUGUCAGGAGCCAAGAAAAGCCAUGGAGAACAGAGCAGGGGCUGGAGAGAGCUUCCCCUGCUCCAGCCAGGAGUGCCCUGGUGCAUCCCUGAAUGCCUCUUGGUGCAAAGCCCCCCUCCACACCGUGCCCCCUUUUCAUCUGGAAAAAGUUCCAAGGGAUGGAGGCAGUAAAACCUGGAUUUGUUCCCGUGUGAGGAGCCCGGGCAGAUAACAAGAAUAUCCAGAUAAAUGCAAAGCUACAGAAAGGAGGGAGCCAGAAAGCUGUGAGGGCUGUGAACACCCCGAGCAGCCCUCCCCGGUUGUGGAGCUCAGGCUCCUGGUGUGGAAAUGGGAAUAAGGGGAUGGGCCCAGCCCUCUGGAGAUGGCAAAGCUCAGGGACACACCAAAGGCUGCACAGAUGUGGCUUGAGCUUCACGUGGCCAGGAUGCUGUGGAGGAAUGAGAUGCUGGAGGGGGCCUGGCCAUCUCUGUGGUGGAACUUGGGCACCUUGCAGGGGGUGAGAGGCACAAAACUGUGUUCCUGGGGUGGAGGAAAGAUCUGAGAUCCUGAGUGCACCUUGCAAGGUGAAGCAGGCACCUGGACCUCAGGGUGAGGUUUGGGUUCAGCCUUCUCACCACUCCAGAGGGCACCCAGGAGCAGCUCACGGGCAACAUUCCACCCCCCAGGAAGGAUUUCUGCUUGUCUGUGGUGGCACAUGGAAGUCUCUGGCCCACCAGCGGGCGUUGAGAAUUAGGCCACAGGGUCGUGUUUGCUCUAAAUCACAGCUAUUCAAGACUGACACCCUGCCCUGUUCCCGGGCUCUUGAAGCAGAGCUGGUUGUGCUCAUGGCACAUAAUACUCCCCUUUAGUAGCAGGGCUCUGAUGCCAGCAGCUCGCUGCAAGUGGAGGGACAACGCUGGAAAAAGCCUUCGGUGCCAGGAGCAGACAAUGGGAAAAGCAGAAUAAAAGCCCCUGAACACAGAGUUCCUGCUUGAUCCUGAGCUUUCUGAGCUGCCCUUGGCACAAGAAAGUCCCCAGAGCUUGGUUCCCUGGAGAGGUAGCUUUUAUUUUGGUCCUGCCAGUACCCUCUGGAGGUUCAGCAAAGCACCUUCUGCUGGAGCAAGAGGAGGUGACGCCCACUCACCCCCCACCCUGGGGACUCACAGCACCGAGGAACUGGGGGAAGGGGAAGUGAUGCUGAGCCCUCCCCUUCAUCUGGGGGGGAAGCAGAUGAGAGAGAGACAGUGAUCUUGCACCUCGAGGUGAAAAAACAGCAGAACUCCACCUCAACAUGACCAAGCCGGUGGCCACCGAGGCGUCCUGGGGUGCUGAGAGGAAGACUUGGUGGAUCAUCACAGGCUCCAGCCUCCUGACUUGCACAAAGUAGAGAUGAAAAUUGAGCUGCCUUGCCUCUGGUUUCGUUUCUUGCUUUCUAUCUGUAGCCAGGAGAAAGAAAUGAGGCAGCUUUCCACAUGCUCAGGAAAUAGGACAGUUGGCCUGUGUCCAGCCCUGGGAAUGACCCCACAGACAAGCUGUGCUGUCACACAGGCCUGGGUGGGCAUCUUGUCCCCUGCCAUGCUUGGCCUCCUGCUUUUGCAUCCUGCAGCAUAAGCAUGGCUGUCCCCUGCCCCCCAAGUUGGUUUGAGGGUGCUGGUCUGGGGUGCCCCAACACCUCGGUGCUCAUCCACCCAUCUGUGUACCCAGCCCUGCGCCCUCCAGACAGAGUGGCUUGGGGGUGGGCACCAGCCUGGGGGAUUCCAGCUUUGCCUCAGGUGCCUGUGUGAGUCCUGCAAGGGUCAGCGGGUGCCAGGGAAAAUAAGAUAAGGCUGGAGAAGCUAGUGAGAGAUGAGCAGUGGUGGCCAAGCAGCCUCAAGGAGGCAAGAGCAGGACGAGGAGAGGCUGAGGGUCUCCUGAGGGCAGUGGGUACCCAAGGGAUGCUGAGGGGCUCGGCACGAUGUGAUGGGGAGGCUGAAGGGUCCAG